AUGGGUGACUACGCGAAAGCACUUGAAUUUCACCAAAAAGCACUUAAAAUAAAAAAAAUAUCUCUUCCUCCGAAUCAUCCCAAUUUGGCUAUUUCCUACAACAACAUUGGUUUAGUGUAUAACAACAUGGGUGACUACUCAAAAGCACUCGAAUUUUACCAAAAAGCACAUAAAAUAAAAGAAAUAUCUCUGCCUCUGAAUCAUCCCGAUUUGGCUAUUUCCUACAACAACAUUGGUCAAGUGUAUAACAACAUGGGUCACUACUCAAAAGCACUCGAAUUUUACCAAAAAGCACAUAAAAUAAAAGAAAUAUCUCUGCCUCCGAAUCAUCCCGAUUUGGCUAUUUCCUACGACAACAUUGGUUCAGUGUAUAACAACAUUGGUGACUUCUCGAAAGUACUGGAAUUUUAUCAAAAAGCACAUAAAAUCUACGAAAUAUCUCUGCCUCCGAAUCAUCCCAAUUUGGCUAUUUCCUACAACAACAUUGGUUUUGUGUAUAACAACAUGGGUGACUACUCGAAAGCACUGGAAUUUUACCAAAAAGCACAUAAAAUAAAAGAAAUAUCUCUGCCUCUGAAUCAUCCCGAUUUGGCUAUUUCCUACAACAACAUUGGUUCAGUGUAUAACGACAUGGGUGAUUACUCGAAAGCACUUGAAUAUUUCAAAAAAGUACUUAAAAUGUACGAGGAAUCUUUGCCUGCAAAUCAUUCUCAAUUAGCUCUUCCAUAUAACUGGUUCGGAAAGAUUUAUCGAGGCAUGAAAGAUUACCCAAAGGCACUUGAGAAUUUCGAGAGAUGUUUCUCAAUAUGGAAAAAAGCUUUACCAGAAAAUCAUCCAGAUAUAGCGUUUGCAUUUAGUAAUAUUGGUGAUGUUCAUCGAUUAAUGGGUAAUUAUGAAAGAGCACUUUCAUUCCAUCGAAAAGCAUUAAAUAUUCAAGAAAAUGUUCAAUGUAAUCCUCUGGAAUGUGCAACGACAUAUAUCAAUUUAGGUGAAACAUAUCGAGAAAUGAAAGAUUAUUCAACAACAUUAACAUAUUUUCAAAAAGGAUUGGAAAUACGUGAGAAGAAAUUACCAAAAGAUCAUCCUGAUUUAGCUGUUGUAUAUCACAAUAUGGGAAAAUUAUAUUUAUCUACUCGAAAAUAUAGCAUGGCAAUGAAACAUGUUCAACAAGCCAUAGAAAUUGCUCAAGAAAAAUUACCUUCAACUCAUCCACAUUUGUUAGAAUAUAAAGACACAUUUGAAGAAAUUCGAAAGAAAAUGUAA
Messenger RNA from Rotaria sp. Silwood1, 1263 nucleotides. Lineage: Eukaryota; Metazoa; Rotifera; Eurotatoria; Philodinida; Philodinidae. The record is from the annotation of a GenBank genome assembly.